Sesamum indicum (sesame) is the source of this 2171-nucleotide messenger RNA. Its product is annotated as 2-isopropylmalate synthase A. NCBI's taxonomy places the organism in Eukaryota, Viridiplantae, Streptophyta, Magnoliopsida, Lamiales, Pedaliaceae. Gene Ontology annotation, biological process: L-leucine biosynthetic process. The record is from RefSeq and is a predicted model, not a curated record. Gene Ontology annotation, cellular component: chloroplast. Gene Ontology annotation, molecular function: 2-isopropylmalate synthase activity.
ACCCACCCACCCCACGACGCCGCUUCUCCUGCCUUGAACCUCUAUAUAAGACUAGGGUGUUAAUCAUAUUUUCCUGCUUAUAUUUCUAUAGCCAAAGCCGGAACACAUGGCUUCUUCCAUUUGCAUUUCCAGGCAGCCUAUCAUUGCUCCGGCCGCCACCCCGUUUCACCCCAAGUCAGCACCCCUCUUCCGCUCAUUCUACUUCAGGAAUGCUUCUUCCGGGGCCGUGGGCAUCCGCUGCUCCCUCCGCCGUCCUGAGUACAUCCCAAACCACAUCCCGGACCCCAAGUACGUCCGCAUAUUCGAUACCACCCUCCGCGACGGCGAGCAGUCACCCGGCGCCACUAUGACCACCAAAGAGAAGCUCGAUAUAGCUCGACAGCUCGCGCGCCUCGGCGUGGACAUAAUUGAGGCCGGGUUUCCCGCGUCCUCGGAUGCCGAUUUCGAGGCCGUCACGCUGAUUGCGCGUGAGGUUGGGAACGCCGACGCCGAUCAUGUUCCGGUUAUAUGCGCUCUGUCUAGGUGCAACAAGAGGGACAUUGAGAAGGCCUGGGAGGCGGUGAAGUAUGCAAAGAAGCCAAGGAUUCACACGUUUAUUGCCACCAGUGAAAUUCACAUGAAGUACAAGCUAAGGAUGACGCCGGAGCAGGUGAUUGAUAAGGCUAGGAGUAUGGUGGCUUAUGCCAGGAGUUUGGGGUGUGAUGACGUGGAAUUUAGCCCCGAAGAUGCUGGAAGAUCAGAAAGGGAGUUUCUUUAUCAAAUUCUUGAAGAAGUAAUCAAUGCAGGGGCAACAACCCUCAACAUUCCAGAUACAGUGGGCUACACCUUGCCCAAUGAAUUUGGACAAUUGAUUGCUGAUAUAAAAGCCAACACCCGUGGAAUUGAUAAUGUGAUAAUUUCCACUCACUGUCAGAAUGACCUUGGACUUUCUACUGCCAACACUUUAGCGGGUGCACAUGCUGGGGCAAGACAAUUAGAGGUGACCAUUAAUGGCAUUGGUGAGCGAGCUGGUAAUGCAUCAUUGGAGGAGGUCGUAAUGGCCUUGAAAUGCCGCGGAGAGCAACUAUUGGAUGGCCUUUAUACAGGGAUCAAUACACAACACAUUAUAAUGGCAAGCAAGAUGGUUGAAGAGUACAGUGGGCUGCGGGUCCAGCCGCACAAAGCGAUUGUCGGAGCUAAUGCCUUUGCUCAUGAAAGCGGCAUCCAUCAGGAUGGAAUGCUUAAAAAUAAAAAUACAUAUGAAAUUAUAGCUCCAGAAGACAUUGGACUUCUUCGAUCUAAUGAAUCUGGCAUAGUGCUUGGAAAGUUAAGUGGACGCCAUGCUCUGAAAGCCAAGAUGUUGGAGCUUGGAUAUGAUAUUGAUGGGAAGGAACUUGAUGAUCUUUUUUCACGCUUCAAAAAUGUGGCAGGAAAUAAAAAGAUUAUCACCGAUGAUGACCUAAUUGCCUUAGUUUCGGAUGAAGUUUUCCAGCCGCAAGUUGUCUGGAAACUUGAAGAUGUACAGGUUACAUGUGGAACUCUUGGCCUUUCAACUGCAACUGUUAAACUCAGUGGUGCUGAUGGUAAGAAGCAUAUUGCUUGUUCAGUUGGAACAGGGCCAGUUGAUGCUGCGUACAAGGCAGUUGAUCUUAUCGUUAAGGUACCUGUUACACUUGUUGAGUACUCCAUGAAUGCAGUCACUGAAGGUAUCGACGCAAUAGCCUCAACAAGGGUUCUAAUUCGUGGAGAGGAUAGCGUAACUUCUACCGAUGCUCCGACCGGGGAAACUGUCAAACGAACAUUCAGUGGAACUGGAGCAGCAAUGGAUAUCGUCAUCUCCAGCGUUCGGGCCUACAUUAGUGCACUGAACAAGAUGCUGGGCUACCAGAGGCGCUUGGAAGCUGAGGAUCCCAAAGAAAGUAAGUUGUUGCAUGCACAAAAAUGAAGUAAUUGUAGGGAAUGGUUCUCAGCGACUGUAUCACAAAAUGCCUUCUUCAAUAGGUCAAAGUAGGAUAACAUAGUGAUCUCCACCUCUUUUCUGUUCAAUUUUACUUUUUCUUUUUCUCUUUUUAUUAAUCUUGUAUUUAUCAGCAAAAAUUGUUGAUAACACUUGGUGCCUGUAAUAUUAUUACGUACGAUGCUUGUUUGUAAAACGUCAAACAAUUAUGAAUGGAAACGUGGGAUUGCUCAUG